Hemisphaericaspora subhashii is the source of this 534-nucleotide messenger RNA. RefSeq lists its product as uncharacterized. The record is from RefSeq and is a predicted model, not a curated record. The transcript has 3 exons. NCBI's taxonomy places the organism in Eukaryota, Fungi, Ascomycota, Pichiomycetes, Serinales, Debaryomycetaceae. Bases 1 to 534 code for a protein of 177 amino acids.
AUGAAAAUGACGAAAUCAGAUACUCAAUUACGAGUCCUAAGAAAUUACUGGAUCAGCCUACAAACGCUCAAUGGUUGGAUCCCUGGUAUUGUUGAAAGAUUAAUUGGACGUUUUAAGAAAUCAUCGGGGUAUUCUGCAAAUACACAACAUGGAUGUUCUGAUAAUACACAACAUGCAAAUGCUACUGGAAAGAUGUUCCAAACUAAUCCUCUGACUGUGAAUAUGGUUGAUGCAGGUAAUAACGAUGGUAAUGAAAGUGAUGAUGAUCUUUUAACUAUUACUGAUGGAAAUUUACCUUACACUAUUAAUCAAAAUGGGUUCAGAUCCUUUACAGAUGCAGUUACUACUACAAAUAAUAUAGCUGAUGCUUCAACUAUUUACUGGGAUACUGAGGCAAGUAGGGACAUCUGUUCAAAUAAGGAUUUUGGUCUGAUAAAGUUGUCAACUGAGGAUAAUCAAGAAGUCACCAUUAAAAAUGUUGCCUAUGUUCCGGAUAUUACAAGAAAUUUAUUUCAUCCUGCCUCAGAAAAUUGA